GCCAGAGCAACUGAAUUCAUUUGAUCCUUGAGAGAGCCAUAUCUGAUCAAGCAGGGCCCGGAAGCCUCAGACUCCUCCUUCCCAAUCCCCUUCCGCUAGAAAAUCGCCUUUCACAACGAUUAGUUGUCGUACCCAGAUUUUCCUGCAGCUGUUCACAGACAACCAUCAAAAUUUCCUUCCUUGAGGAUCUUGAGUUUGAGGAGGAAGAAAGUAUGGGUGCAGGAGCCAGCGCCGAGGACAAAAAGUCCAAGGAGUUGGAAAAACAACUCCAAGAAGAUGCUGAUAAGGAGUCUAAAACGGUCAAGCUAUUACUGCUUGGUGCUGGUGAGUCGGGGAAGAGCACCAUCGUUAAACAAAUGAAGAUUUUGCAUCAAGGUGGUUACACAAAAGAGGAACAACUGGAGUUCAGAGCGAUCAUCUAUGGCAACAUCCUGCAAUCUGCUCUGGCUAUCAUCAGAGGCAUGGAGAUGCUUGGCAUUGAUUUUGGCGCAUCGUCUGGACAGGAGGAUUCACAGAAGCUGCAAAACUUGUCAGACUCUAUCGAGGAAGGCACAAUGCCUCCUGAGCUGGCUGAUGUUAUCCAGAAGUUGUGGAAAGACUCUGGAGUGCAGGCCGCCUUUGACAGAGCUGCUGAGUACCAGCUCAAUGACUCUGCUGGCUACUACCUCAAUGAAAUGGACAGAAUCUGCAAGGCAGACUACAUGCCCACUGAGCAGGAUGUGCUGCGAUCUCGAGUCAAAACAACUGGUAUCAUUGAAGAGCAGUUCUCCUGCAAAGAGCUGCACUUCAGGAUGUUUGAUGUGGGUGGCCAGAGGUCAGAGAGAAAGAAGUGGAUCCAUUGUUUCGAAGGUGUGACUUGCAUCAUCUUUUGCGGAGCUCUCAGUGCAUACGACAUGGUGCUCGUAGAGGACGAUGAAGUGAACCGUAUGCACGAGUCCCUCCAUCUGUUCAACAGUAUCUGCAACCACAGAUUCUUUGCACUGACCUCCAUCGUGCUUUUCCUCAACAAGAAGGAUCUCUUUGAAGAGAAGAUCAAGAAAGUCCACUUGAGCAUCUGCUUCCCAGACUACGACGGCCCCAACACAUACGACGAUGCCAGCAACUACAUCAAGUCGCAGUUCCUGGAGCUGAACAUGAAGAAGGGUGUGAAAGAAAUCUACUCUCACUUGACUUGUGCCACAGACACAAAAAACGUGGAAAUUGUGUUCAACGCUGUGACAGACAUCAUCAUCAAAGAAAACCUUAAGGAUUGCGGUCUCUUCUAAGCAGCUGCAGAGUGGAAAGAAGAAAUUCCUCUCCUACCUUAACCCCUCAUAUAUUGGCAUUAACUAAGGAGCGCAAAAGAUGGAGCACAAGGGAUCCUCAGAUUGUUGUGUUUACACCAUCGCUUCCAUGCCAAGACACGACCCUUGACUGAUCCUAGCACCUCAUCAUCUCCAACAGUUACACACCCCUGCAACACAGUGCAUGUCCAGCUGGGUUGAAGCAAGUAUCAAGCACCCAUAUCAACAUCGUGGACAUACAGCUUUCUACAAGACUCUUUCAUUUUUCUAAACUACGCUAUUUUUCUCACACCAAAAGCUGAAAGUUUGAAGGUAAGAACAGGAAAUAGUUGCUGAUUCCAUCCUUUGACUUGUGUGUCAUGAGUUUUAUUUACUAUUAAAGCCAAGCUCUGUAAAAUAAACUAAAUAAAAUAAAACAAUAACUCUGGGAUUUAUAAAUAUUUUGAAUAGCAACAUCUCAAUUUUAUUUUAUUUUAUUUUAUUUUAUUUUUGAGUACAGUAGUCUCUGUGGUCUUGAUAAUUAAACUGUGUAAGUUGCUGAGCAAAUAUCCCAUUCCCAGUCCAAAAAAAUGUACAUGUAUCUACAUAGUGUUGAUGUAUUCAUUUCGCUUAACAUUUUAAUGUGAUGAAUAAUUUUCAGGACAUCAAACAUGGUAGAGAAACUUUGUACAUAAGAGUAGAUAAUGCAUUAUAUUUUGAAAGAUAAUCUAUGACAGAGGGAAACACUAGAGGGACGAUGCUUUAUUAUAAAAAAGGGAUUGAAAAAUCUACAGAGUUUGUCCUUUCUUAUGAAAUGUAGAGGCAUGAAAUAAAGACGCAUUAACUUCA
Pelmatolapia mariae (spotted tilapia) is the source of this 2111-nucleotide messenger RNA. It is a transcript of the gene gnat2, whose product is annotated as guanine nucleotide binding protein (G protein), alpha transducing activity polypeptide 2. Lineage: Eukaryota; Metazoa; Chordata; Actinopteri; Cichliformes; Cichlidae. Gene Ontology annotation, cellular component: photoreceptor inner segment; photoreceptor outer segment; heterotrimeric G-protein complex. The transcript has 9 exons. Bases 213 to 1265 code for a protein of 350 amino acids. Gene Ontology annotation, molecular function: GTP binding; GTPase activity; G-protein beta/gamma-subunit complex binding. The record is from RefSeq and is a predicted model, not a curated record. Gene Ontology annotation, biological process: adenylate cyclase-modulating G protein-coupled receptor signaling pathway; detection of chemical stimulus involved in sensory perception of bitter taste.